AAGCUCGGGUGCGCUCAGGAGAAAACCGAUUGCGCAAGGUCUGCUGGCUGGACUGCACGCCGCUUAUUGUUUGAGUAGAUGUACCAAGAGAGACAAAAAAUGCUUCUGACGCGUAUCCGCGAAUGGCUGCGUUCAACUUCCAUCGUCUGCUGACCAUUCAGGAACGUUCGCAUUGUGAGAGUAAUUCAUGCCAUAGGGCGGGGAAUCCCGCACACCGCCCGACAUUCAAAGUCAUGAUUCUUGACUUCCUCACCCUCUCGACUAGCCGCAAUUCACUUUCACGAUGUGGUCACCCAAGGCCACGAGUGCACAAUCAACCCGAGACGCGGGCGCGCAAGAGAGUGUCAGAGCCGAGAUGCAGCGCUCCGGUGAUGCCUCUCUCACAGCAGCAGAAGCACGCCGGCGAAGGUGGACAGGCUUACGUACCUCAGUAGCCUGCUCCUCCAUGCUUACUGCUGCUCAGAAUAAAUCGGCCAACUCGGUAUCGUGAAUGCCACACGAUUUUGCCGAGGAAGGU
This is a messenger RNA of Baudoinia panamericana UAMH 10762, 517 nucleotides long. RefSeq lists its product as uncharacterized. The record is from RefSeq and is a predicted model, not a curated record. The transcript has 2 exons. The coding region runs from base 123 to 434 and encodes 103 amino acids. Lineage: Eukaryota; Fungi; Ascomycota; Dothideomycetes; Mycosphaerellales; Teratosphaeriaceae.